This is a messenger RNA of Bufo gargarizans (Asiatic toad), 4051 nucleotides long. It is a transcript of the gene CAPRIN2, whose product is annotated as caprin family member 2. NCBI's taxonomy places the organism in Eukaryota, Metazoa, Chordata, Amphibia, Anura, Bufonidae. The transcript has 24 exons. Gene Ontology annotation, cellular component: cytoplasm. Gene Ontology annotation, molecular function: signaling receptor binding. Bases 1 to 3684 code for a protein of 1227 amino acids. The record is from RefSeq and is a predicted model, not a curated record. Gene Ontology annotation, biological process: positive regulation of canonical Wnt signaling pathway.
AUGGAUGAAAAAUUAUUGACAUCUGCUUUUAUGGAGGGUCUUCGACCCACCCUCCAGGCAAAAUUGAAAGCCUGUAAACCAGAGUGGCAGGUUACACCGCUGCCCCAAUUAAUUUCUGAUGCUAAAGGACUGGAGCUAGAUAUGAAGAAACAAAACCCAGCUCCAGUAAAGUAUGCUGUAAAGAAAAAGGGGCUGAAGGGACAGCCAGUAACCUACCUUAUGGUGCAUGAUCUCCAGAAAGUGAACAAGGUGACUGUCCUUCAGACCCCCAUCAUUCCUGUGAUGAAUACCGUACCCCGACUGACGCCGGACGUCAACUACGUCGUGCUCACGAGAUAUGGGAUCUUCUCCAGUUUCGCUGGCAAGGACAUUUGGUGCUUCACGUGCCUCCCGUUUGGGCUGUCUUCUGCCCCCUGGUGUUUUACCAAGCUCAUGCGGCCGGUGGUAGCUUACCUCCGCAGCCGGGGGGUGAGACUUAUAAUUUACCUGGACGACAUCCUGAUCAUGGCCAGGGAUUGUGCUACACUUCAGGUCCAUCUUCCCGUGACUAUGAACCUCCUCUCCAGCUUGGGGUUCAUAAUCAAUCACGAGAAGUCAUGUCUUUCUCCUUCCCAGACCAUGGCGUUUCUUGGUUUUCUGGUGAAUUCUACCUUAUUGACACUCAGCCUCCCGUCGGCUAAUCCUGAACAAUGGUCCAGCUCUCGCCAUCCAGUCGUGGUGGCAAUAAUGGUCAGCUGUCUCUCAUCAUGGGUGACCCCAAGAACCAGUCUGGGGAUCUCAGGUUUACUACAGUCUUCCCUGUCCUCUGAGACUCCGCUCCAGGUCUAUGAGACGUACAUAGAGAACGGCUUCAUCAGCCUGAAACAUAAGAUCCGCAACAUUGAGAAAAAGAAGGUAAAACUAGAAGAUUACAGAGAACGUCUAAGAAAUGGAGAGGCGCUGAAUGAGGACCAGCUGGAGGCGGUUGAAAAGUAUGAGGCGGUCAUUCAUAAUCUGGAUUUUGCCAAAGAACUUCAAAAAAUCUUUACAGCUCUAAGUCAAGAUUUAAUAAAGGCUCAGAAGAAGGCCUUCAGACGUGAGCACAUGCAGAAGACUGAAGCUGAGAAGAAGCGCCUGCGUACAGUGCUGCAGGUUAAGUACUUGUUACAGUCGUUCUGUCAAGAUCAUGUGCAGAAAGAUUUCAAAGAUGGAUUAAAUGGGGCCAUGUACAUUACCUCCAAGGAGCUGGACAGUCUCUCAAAGUUUGCCAAACUAAUUUGUCACCAGAGGUUUAAACACAUGAGUCUUGAAGACGAGAUGGAUCAGUUGUCUAUCUACCUGUGGAACCUACUGGAAGGCAAUGAAAAAACUGUGGCAGGAGCGAACUACAAGUACCUGAAGGAUCUGGUGGCCAGAAUGCUGGAUUGUGGGUAUUUUGAAAGUGUCCCUGAUCCCCCUCCUCCUCCGAAGAAGCCAGAAACAUUGCCUAAAGAACCUCCAAUCACUGAAACCAGAAAAGUAUCUAAAGCUGAACCAGAGUCUAAGGAACAUGUGAUAUUGGACUCUCUUCCUCCCCAACAGAUUCCAAUCAGGCAUUGUAUGCCAAAAGUUGAGAAGAUGUCUAAAGCUGCGGAAAUGAUUAAUUCAGUGCAAGUAAAAUGCAUGAAACCAGAGGCAAUAAAACCCUGGGCAGUAGCUGCUAAUGUGAAGCUACAAGAGCCACCAAAGAGGUGGCAACCUCCAGCAACAUUGGUGCCACUGAAUAAGCCUUGGGAAGCUACAAGUGCCCCUCAGCCUGCAGCCCCUCAGCCUGCAGCCCCUCAACCUAAGUGUGACCUGGGGCCACCAAAGGAGAGACGUGAGCGGGCACCAAAGCCUCAACAGGAAGUGAAGUCCAUGACCCUGCUGAAGGAUCCUAAGAUGCUGCCUGUUCCAAAUGUGCAGAUUACAGUGAAGAAGAGGGAACCUCCUGCAUCCAUUUGUAUCAACCAGCUGUCACCAGCUGUGAACAACACACAGCCCCACCGUGUGGCCUCUCAGCCAGCUGCUGAGUACUGCUACUCACCAACUCUCCCUAAGGAUCCAGAACUGCGGAAACAAAAACUGGAGGAUCUGAUCGAUGAGAUCAAAGGCACGUAUAACUUCAUGCAGGACUCCAUGUUGGAUUGUGAAUUGCCACCUCCAGGAACAGCCUCUCCAAAGCUUCUGAUAGUUCCAGCAGUUAUCUCUGAGGCCAUUGAAGGCCCGAAGGAACCAACAGUGCUAACUGAAAAGGUUGACAAGAUUGAAAAGUCCAAGGAAUCAGCAGUUGCCCCAGAUUGCCCCAUUCUGUCAGAACCAGAUUCUCCAGAACCUGCAUGCUCCCCCAUUAAGGUUCCUCCUGUGUCACCAGUCCAUAAAGUGGAAACACUGUCUACAGAUCCCAUCUAUGUUCCAAACCCUCCUCUAACGGAGGCUCUUCCAGAGAGAAGUCCGACUCCUGUGCUUCUACAAACUGAGAAGCUCCAGUCUCCUAAGACUCCAACCAACAUUCCACUGUUGCAGCUCAAACAAGAAGAAACUCCACUGUCUGCCAGGAGCCCUCCAGUCUCCUCCCAUAAUUCUCCUUUCCAAGGAAUGCAGGCUGUUUUUAAAGUGAAUCCUCCCUUGCCAGCUCGUAAAGAAAUUAAAGACGAUCCACCGUAUCCUACAGAAUACCAGCAGACUUUCAGCACUGCAAGUACUCAGACCCUUCCAUAUGGUUUACUAGAGCUGAAUGGUGAACAGCACUCGCUCAUGCAGGAGCCACUAGUGGGGAGUCCCUAUGCUUCUGGAAUGCCUCCAGUAAGCAAUGGAAGUGUUCCUGGUUACACAUCCACCCCUAACCUCAUGCCUCGUAUUCCCCAACAAUUCAUAAGUAACAGAGGUGGAAUGGUGAGAGGAACCAGUCGUGGAGCCCGGGUAAUGACGAAUGGCUAUCGCUGCCAGACUAGCUUUAAAGGUCCUGAGACCUAUAGAGGAACCCAGUGUCCAUCUGGUGGAAGCUAUGCAACCUGCCCUGGGCGAGACUAUCCAGUUACCCAGUAUAUACCACGGGAUUCAAACUCCCAUCUUUGCCAUAAGAGAGGAUCUGUCACACCGGCUGGCCGCUUGACUUCAAGGGGUUGGAAUGACUCAACCCAGUUUGGGAGCCCAGAGAUGGAGGAAAGUUUCAACAGUACAGACUCUGGGCAGGGGGACUCUCGCAGUAUGACAUCUGUUGAUAUGUCCAUUAGCAGCCAAGCUGCCACCAUUCUGCCAGUCCACGUCUACCCUCUUCCUCAGCAAAUGAGGGUAGCGUUCUCUGCAGCCAGAACAUCUAACUUUACCCCUGGUACAUUAGAUCAACCAAUUGUGUUUGAACUGUUGCUUAACAAUCUGGGGGAUACCUUUGACUUCCAGGUUGGGCGUUUUAUGUGUCCAGUUAAUGGCACCUACGUGUUCAUAUUCCACAUGUUAAAACUGGCCGUGAAUGUUCCUUUGUAUGUGAACCUGAUGAAGAAUGAGGAGGUGAUGGUAUCUGCUUAUGCCAAUGAUGGAGCCCCAGACCAUGAGACAGCCAGUAACCAUGCCGUUCUGCAACUCUAUCAGGGUGACCAGAUCUGGUUACGGCUGCACAGAGGAGCCAUUUAUGGCAGCAGCUGGAAAUACUCUACAUUCUCUGGCUAUUUGCUGUAUCAGGACUAGGUUUCUUCAGACCUACCACUGGAAUGAGUUGUGCAAUUGAAAUUGGAGAAUAGUUUGUGGUUAUGAUGGGAGUCCAAAUUCUGUUAAGGUACCAAUGAAGAACUUAACUGGUCCAGAGACUUUUCGCAUCUGACCUGGGUAGAAGUUGGUGCACCUUUCUUGGCCAAUGACCUCGAUGAAGCCAAAGGACUUGAGCAUGAUAUUGUGCAGGAGAUGUUAUUGCAGUGUCAAAAAUAAUGCAGAUUUUGGUGUGUGGUAUGGAGACAGUGGCUCCAAUAAACAAUGAUUGCAAUCCAGUUUGGCUAGUUCAGUUGUGCAGUUCUUUUUCUGGUAAUGAGGUGGCCAUUCCCUUUCUAUCAGUCAUGCA